This is a messenger RNA of Rhagoletis pomonella (apple maggot), 1350 nucleotides long. RefSeq lists its product as uncharacterized. NCBI's taxonomy places the organism in Eukaryota, Metazoa, Arthropoda, Insecta, Diptera, Tephritidae. Bases 1 to 1350 code for a protein of 449 amino acids. The record is from RefSeq and is a predicted model, not a curated record. The transcript has a single exon.
AUGUCGGAAAAUUCCAGUAGCAAAAUGGAAGAUUCCAGUAGCAUGGAAUGUGAGAACAGGCAUGAAGGUGAAAAGGGCAUAGAAGCCCCGUUACAAGAGACUGAAAAAUGUGUAAAAGAGAAUAAUGAAAGUGUGAUUAGAACAGUACUGUACCCAGCAAAUUUCAAUGGGGAAAUUUUUGUACUAGUUGACUCCUCUGAAUGUCCCAUCCUGAAAAAUUACAGGGUUACCACUGGCUUGACUCUUUUCAGCCAAAUUAAGGAUUUAAGGCACAUUGACAUUGACUACAUUUUUUCAUUAGGUAGGUCCCUUUACAAAAUUACGUUCAAAAAUACGUAUGCUGCAAACAAUUUUGUAUUAGAUGACAAACUCUGCAAAAGAGGUCUGAAACCAUUUAUUCCCAACACUGCAUUGGAAAUGUAUGGAGUCAUAAGAGGAGUGCCCCUAUGCUUCAGUGAGACUGACUUCAUAAAAGAAGCCAAGUCCAGCAUACCAAUUAGAUCAGCCAAACGGUUUAUGCGCAAAGAUCCCACAACAAAUGAAUUAACCCCGACCACUACCCUGAAGGUAGGAUUUUAUGGUAACGAAAUACCUAAAACUGUUGUUUAUGAAUAUACCAAAUUAAAUGUUGAUUUCUAUAUACCUCCUUUGAGACAAUGUAAAAAAUGUGGACGUUUAGGGCACACUAUGAUGUCCUGCAAGUCGAAAGCUAGGUGCCUUAAAUGCGGUAAUAGUGAGUGUUCGUCUGAGUGUAAUAUCAAUAAAUGUAUUCUUUGUGGUAAUGAAGGACAUACGUCCAUAGACAAACUAAGCUGCCCUUAUUGGGAAAAAGAAAUGACGGUAAAUCGGAUCAAGACGGUGAAGAAAAUGUCCAGAAAGGAGGUUCUCAACACGUAUUAUCCCAAUAACAACAAUAGGUUCAGUAUUUUUGAGCAGGAUGAUGAAUCGUUUCCACCAGUAUGUGAUAGCAUUGAUGAGACUGUUGACAAAAAUGUCAAUAUUAAUCGCAACUUAGCCAAAAGAAGCUAUAGGGAUGUUGUUAAAAAACGAAAUUUUUAUCAAGAACCCAGUCCUGUUAGAUAUGUUAAAAAGACUAAAAAUAAUGCAAUUAGCAAUCCGGCCAUAAACUCCCCGUCAUAUCAAAAGGGAAUUGUUACGCGAAUGGAGAGGCUAAUGUCUCAACUUUUAAAAAUUACUCAAAGAAUCUCCAUAGAGUUCAGUGAUAACAAAACAUUCAAGGAAAUACAGAUUUUAAAAACCCAAUUUGAUCAAAUUAUGAACAAAAAAGACGAGAGAGAAAUCAUUGAUUAUAGCCACUCCAUAUUUGAACAUGAAAAUACUCCAAUAUAA